CGGGAGUUGGUUCUGUUUCCAAACAGGAGGGCAGACAUUGUUGACUCACGUGUGUGGUUAUUUCAUGGCUUUUUCAGACCUACAGCAGCAACUUGUUCAUAAUGAAGAAAACGUUGUCUGAGAGGAGCAGCUGUAGAAGCCAGAAAAGGAGCUACAGCAUAGAUCAGGAGGAACUAGAUUCUCCUCAGAUUAAAAUAUAAGUUGAGGAGUCAGGAACUCCACAGAUUAAAGUGGGACAAGAGGAUCCAGAAACCAGGCACGUUGAAGUUGACGAGGAAGAAACAAAAAUGCCACAAGUUAAAGAGGAAGAAGAGGAAGUAAAAGUUCUACAAGUCAAGGAGGAAGAGGAGGGACUACUAAUUCGACAAGUUAAAGAGGAGGAGGAAGAGGGAGUAGAAAUUCCACAAGUUAAAGAUGAAGAGGGGGAACCAAGAUUUCCUCUUGUUAAAACUGAAGAGGAGGCUCCAGGACGUCCUCAAAUCAAAGAUGAAGAGGAUAUCUUCACCUGUGAGGACAGAAAGCCGCUCACACUGAAGCAGGAGACUGCUGACUUUCUUCAAAUGCAGAGAGAAGAAAUAUCUGACAAUAAUGCUGUGCAGCUUGGUGAACUGGAAGCCGGAAGAAAGCAACCAAUACCCCGGCUCGCUACUACGGCAUAUACGGCCAAAGAGCCCAAACAGCGAAAAACCGUGGAAGAGAAGAAAGCAACCAAACGUCUUCAAGACCAGAAACGAUCCCAGCACCGAAUAAACCUUGGUGCCGCGUUUACAAGAUGGAGAGCGCUGCGGGACCGUCUCGGCAUAACUUUGGACCAACAACUGGCUGUAUUGCUUCUGGACAGCGGGUGUCUCUUCUCUCCUCUGCUUUUCUGAUGACAUCCUUGCUGGUGGUCCGCCAAUCAGAGCGUUCGGACGUGGCUGACUCCAGGUCAGAAGGGUUGAAGCCUCCAGCUUUAAGGUCACGCUUGCAGACAUCCUUGAACCUGAGAGCUGGUCGUCCCUUUGACCUGUUUCCAGUAGCCAGUUCCCCGUACAGUAGGUCUUUUGGGAUGUGGCCGUUGUUCAUUCGGGUGACGUGGCCAAGCCAUCGCAAGUGUCUCUGGGUCAGGAUGGCAAACAUACUGGGAACUUCUGCUCUGGCCAGGACGUCAAUAUUGGAGACACGGUCUUGCCAGCUGAUGCCCAGUAGUCUGCGAAGGCAGCGCUGGUGGAAAGCAUUCAGCCGACGUUCCUGACAGGAGUAGAGGGUCCAUGUUUCGCUGCCGUAUAAGAGAGUGCUCAGUACGCAGGCCUGGUAGACUCUUAUCUUGGUGUUGGUGGUUAGCAUGGAGUUGU
Messenger RNA from Salarias fasciatus (jewelled blenny), 1334 nucleotides. RefSeq names its product cilia- and flagella-associated protein 251-like. The transcript is spliced from 5 exons. Bases 288 to 872 code for a protein of 194 amino acids. Lineage: Eukaryota; Metazoa; Chordata; Actinopteri; Blenniiformes; Blenniidae. The record is from RefSeq and is a predicted model, not a curated record.